CUAAGACAUUGAUAUCAUUUUUCUGGCGCUGAAGAGAUCUUCUGGACUUAUAAAAAUGGCAAGAUAAUACAAAAUUUUUGUAUUACUUAGGCAAAUAUCAAUAACCAAAAUGUGUAGUCUAAAGGCGUUUGGAUACAAAAAAAACACAAUCACUGCUUCUCCGAAGGUUCCAGAAGUACAAUGCAGUACAACAUAACCAUGGACGGCAAGGUUGAUCUGUUCCAGAAGUUCGGAAUCGACAGUCUGUUUGAAAUUAUGUUUCUAGCGAUGCAGGUUGGAUUCGAAGGAAAAGGAAUUGCAUCGGCACUGGUAGCGUGCUUGGUGGAACUGGCCAAGAAGUAUAAAUCUUAGAAUAAUUUGACAAGCAGAAGACCAAAGCUUGUGUCGUCCUUGUUUACGUCGAGAUAUUCCCAAAGUGUCGGCAGGAAGAACAACUUCAAGGAGCUACUAGAAGUGCCUCAUACUGAAUUUAUGUUUCGUGGGAAAACAUACGCCGAUCGAAUUGGACCUGAUCAUCUCACAUCCAUUAUAAUGA
This is a messenger RNA of Culex quinquefasciatus (southern house mosquito), 535 nucleotides long. RefSeq lists its product as uncharacterized. The transcript has a single exon. NCBI's taxonomy places the organism in Eukaryota, Metazoa, Arthropoda, Insecta, Diptera, Culicidae. The record is from RefSeq and is a predicted model, not a curated record. The coding region runs from base 181 to 351 and encodes 56 amino acids.